GGAAGGCGGGGCGGCUCGGGCCAAGAUGGCGCCGCGUUUGUGAGGCGCCGCGCGUCCCGCGCAGGAUUAUUGUCCAGAAGAGUUUACACCUUGCUUAAAAAGAGAUGCCUGCUGCCUGUGAUUCAGUGCUCGAAGAUAUUGAAGAUAUUGUGUCAGCACAAGAUGUGAAGCCCAGUGAUUGGCGAUACGUAAGAAAGAAUGUUUUUCCCAAAGUGCGGAAGCGCAGUUCGCAGCAAAGAACUCAGACAGAUGAUGAUCCUCCACAUGACAGUGUGAUUCCUGGUAUUCAGAAAAUCUGGAUUCGUACAUGGGGAUGUUCUCACAAUAAUUCAGAUGGUGAAUAUAUGGCGGGACAGCUAGCUGCAUAUGGAUACAAAAUUACAGAUAACUCUGCUGAAGCAGAUUUAUGGUUGCUGAACAGCUGUACAGUAAAAAAUCCAGCUGAAGACCACUUCAGAAACUCAAUCAAGAAAGCCCAAGAGGCGAACAAGAAAGUGGUUCUAGCAGGCUGUGUUCCACAGGCCCAACCUCGUCAGGAUUACCUCAAAGGCUUGAGUAUUAUAGGGGUUCAGCAGAUAGAUCGUGUAGUAGAAGUUGUGGAGGAAACUAUUAAAGGUCAUUCUGUGAGACUGCUUGGUCAGAAAAAGGAUAAUGGAAAACGUUUGGGGGGAGCACGACUGGAUUUACCAAAGAUCAGGAAGAAUCCACUUAUAGAAAUCAUUUCCAUCAAUACAGGGUGUCUCAAUGCAUGUACUUACUGCAAAACUAAGCAUGCCAGAGGAGAUCUAGCAAGCUAUCCCAUUGAAGAACUAGUGGAUAGAGCCAAACAGUCUUUUCAAGAGGGUGUUUGUGAGAUAUGGCUGACCAGUGAAGACACAGGGGCUUAUGGCAGAGACAUUGGCACAGACCUCCCUACACUUCUGUGGAAGCUGGUUGAAGCUAUUCCUGAGGGAGCUAUGCUGAGGCUUGGCAUGACAAAUCCUCCCUAUAUUUUAGAGCAUCUGGAGGAAAUGGCAAAGAUUCUCAAUCAUCCGAGGGUGUAUGCUUUUCUGCACAUACCAGUCCAGUCAGCCUCUGACAGUGUGCUCAUGGACAUGAAAAGAGAAUACUGCGUGGCAGACUUCAGACAAGUAGUGGAUUUCCUUAAAGAAAAAGUGCCUGGAAUAACAAUUGCUACAGACAUCAUCUGUGGUUUUCCAGGAGAGACAGAUGAAGAUUUUCAAGAAACUAUGAAACUUGUAGAACAGUAUAAGUUUCCAAGCUUAUUUAUUAAUCAAUUUUACCCACGCCCAGGAACUCCUGCUGCAAAAAUGCAUCAAGUUCCAGCUGCAGUGAAAAAACAAAGAACAAAGGAUCUGUCCCAGCUGUUUCAUUCAUACAAUCCAUAUGAUCAUAAGGUUGGAGAAAGGCAGAGAGUUCUGGUGACAGAAGAAUCCUUUGAUUCCAACUACUAUGUUGCUCACAAUCCAUUCUAUGAGCAGGUUCUGGUGCCAAAGGAUCCUGUGUUAAUGGGUAAAAUGGUAGAAGUGAAUAUUUAUGAAGCUGGGAAACAUUUUAUGAAGGGGCAGCCUGUGUCAGAUGCCAGAGUUUAUGCUGCAUCCAUCACAAGACCAUUAGCAAAAGGAGAAGUUUCUGGUUUAACAGAGGAGUUCAGGCAUGCACCACGGAAUGGCACAAAGUGGAAAGCACAUCCAUCCGCUGAGAUCCCAGUGAAAGCACCACUCAUCCCCUGGAUGGCUUUGCAUCUCCCAUGGCACCAAGAAGGAAGUGGACUGAAGAUACUGUCUGUCAGCCUGGCUCUACUGGCAUUUCUUGCUAUGGUUUACUAUGGAGGAAUUAAAAGAGAAUUGUGAAUUGAAUGCAGCUUUCAUAAAAAAAUAAAAUAAAAUUGCUGUUUAAAAUCUUCCAGGAAUACACUUAGACGAACAAUUCUCUCUCUCUUAAAAAGGUAAAAAGUGAUAUAAAUUGGGCAAUAAUUUGUACUCACCCUAUGCCUUUCCUGUCAUUCAUAGGAGAGAAUGCUAAUAAGCUCUGGGAGACCUGAAGUUUGAGAUCUUUGUUUGGCAGAGAAGUUUAUUGUAUCUUUCUUCCUCUUCGUUUUUCUAAAAUGAUGCAAUGUUUGCAUUGCUUACUCUUUUUGUAACUGCCGUGGCAGGUUGAAUUGUGUGCAGAAAACUCAUAAAGCUUUUAAUAAAUCUUUCAAUUGAGUGUUGUUGCUAAUCUUUUAUGUGCAGAACAUUUAUAGCUUCCUUAAAGAUUUUGCUUAAUGCAGUGUGAUAUGUAUCUUUUUACAUUAGAAUCAAACACUGCUCAGCCAUUAAAAUUCAUCAUUUGUUGCUAUUGAUUUUGUUCUCCUGUCUGAAAGAAUUCUUGGUCUGCCAUCUUGCCUGUCAACUUCAGAAGGAGUUACUAAGCUUUGUUGAUACAGCAAAAAUCAUUUUUUUAUAAAGACAGUUGUGUGGUUUUUUUAUUGUUGAAUGGGAAUUCCAGUGGUAGAGUUCUAAAGGGUGGGUUUAAUACAAUCUCCAUAGACAGUAUAGUGCUCAGAGAAACAAAGGUGAAUCUCAUAUUAGCUGUGUUCUAGAUCAUAUUGUGUGUAAGACAAUAUUGCUCCUUCAGUGGGGAAGCUACCUUUUGCUCAUUCCAAAUCUCUAAUUACAUCCUUCAAGCCAUUUUUGUCACUACAGGGUCUCUGUGCAUCUCAGGUUGUGCUAUUCAGUCAGGGACUGAAGUCUUCCCAGCUGUUAUAUACAUGAAAUUGUUGUUUUGCUCAGCCCUUGUCACCUUUAUAGAUCUUCAUCCAAACUACCACUUGCAAAGCCUGCUUUAAAUCUUAAAGCAUGAAGAGUGUUUCCAGCAUGUUAGUGUGGAACUGAGUCUGUGUUCCACAAUUGGCUCUACAGUGCAGACAAAUAAUCCUCUAGGAAGAAUGCUUUGUGCUGUUUAAGUUGAGGUUUUAUCAUAGAUACAGGCAUUAAUCAAGAAGUUCCACCACAGUGCUUCCAGUACGGCCUGUAGGACAUAUCAGCAAAUGUAACUGUCUCCAAGAGUUAGGUGUGUAAUGAAUUAAAUACUAAUUUUCUUAUUGCAACCACUAACGGUUGUGAGCCAAAACUCAAAAAUGUUGAGAUUAAGAAAAAAAAAAAAGAAAGAAAGAAAGAAAACAAAAUCCUGUGCUCGAUUUGCUUCUGCUUGCUUUCCAGGUUUUUCUCUACAACCAGAAAUAUGUGACAAUCAGUAAUUUUUAUUUUUUAACAAAUCUGGAAUUCUUAAAAAAGGAGAAAGAUAAAGAAAGAAAGAAAGGAAGAGGAAAAAAAAAAAAGAGGAUUUCAUUCCAGGAGCUGAAAUUUGCAGGAAAGUCCUGCAUAUCAUAGGAAAACUAUGAGUUGACAAAAUCAUUACAUCUAAGCCAAAUUUUUGCAUUUGAUAGGAAUAAACCAUGCAGAUUUGUGCUAUGCCUCCAGCACUCUCACUGUCAGCCACUCUAGCUUAUCUAAUCAUAGCAAUUACAGACUCAUUGCAUCAGCUGUUGCAGAGAUUUAUGAAGCUUGUGAUUCAGAUUCUGUUGGUGUUAGUGGAACCAGCUUAUUUUCUUGGAAAUAAUUUAGUAUAUGAAAAGAGGGCAAAGAAAAGUUUUCAGUAAGUACAGUGCCCACAGAUGCAGUAUAUCCUUAAACUGAGCUUUCCGCUGAUAAGUAGGAAAUGUUGUAUAUCAAGUGUCUUAUUAUUUUCCUUUAGAUUACAAGAGGGCUUUUUGACACUUUGUAUUGUAGAGGAGUAGUGUGUUUUUCAUUUAUUUCUAUUAGUUUACAUCUGAGACUUUGAAGAACCCUUAUCUCCUUUCUGGAACAGAUUGACCUGAACAUACCUGAUCUAUGAGUUCUGUCCCUGUUUCAUUCCCUGAAUGCUUCUC
Phasianus colchicus (ring-necked pheasant) is the source of this 3913-nucleotide messenger RNA. It is a transcript of the gene CDKAL1, whose product is annotated as CDKAL1 threonylcarbamoyladenosine tRNA methylthiotransferase. Lineage: Eukaryota; Metazoa; Chordata; Aves; Galliformes; Phasianidae. The record is from RefSeq and is a predicted model, not a curated record. Gene Ontology annotation, molecular function: tRNA (N(6)-L-threonylcarbamoyladenosine(37)-C(2))-methylthiotransferase activity; 4 iron, 4 sulfur cluster binding. Gene Ontology annotation, cellular component: endoplasmic reticulum. Gene Ontology annotation, biological process: tRNA methylthiolation.